Messenger RNA from Coccinella septempunctata (seven-spotted ladybird), 8369 nucleotides. RefSeq lists its product as uncharacterized. The coding region runs from base 254 to 8284 and encodes 2676 amino acids. NCBI's taxonomy places the organism in Eukaryota, Metazoa, Arthropoda, Insecta, Coleoptera, Coccinellidae. Gene Ontology annotation, cellular component: cytoplasm; actin filament. Gene Ontology annotation, biological process: actin filament polymerization. The record is from RefSeq and is a predicted model, not a curated record. Gene Ontology annotation, molecular function: actin binding; phosphatidate phosphatase activity; microtubule binding. The transcript is spliced from 16 exons.
UGGAAUUAUCUGUUUCUGUGGGGAUUUAAAUUUUUUGACAGUUAGCUUUUCAAACAAAAUUUCUGCUUUACAUCAAAACAAGGGGCUCGAUUUCAAUUGGAAUCUUUUAUAUAUCUAUUCAUUUAAGGCCAGACAAAAUCUUCAAGGAAUUACUUCAUACAAAUUUGAUUCGAAAUGAUAUGCAACAUUGGAGGUUUGAUUUCUCAUUGAAAACAUUCUAUAUUGUGAAACUAUUCACAAGUUUAGAUUCUUGAUGGAUCAUAAAAGAGAGACUGAUGAAGAAAUUGAGGCCAAUAGAGUGAUAGAGUAUUAUAAGAAAUAUUGUCAAAAUCCAGAUCUGAUCAAAUAUUUUACUGGCCCUGAAGCUUCAUGUGUAGAGAAAAAAGUUUUUAAUGUCGACAUCCAUAAAAAAGUUCCACUGCGAAACCCCCAACCUGUUAUAUUAUCAGAAAAUGUGGACGUUCAAGCAAAUCAAGAGUGUGUGAAUGAAGAGCAAUGUAAUUCUUCAAGGACUAUAAAGUCCCCAACAUCACUAGACAUAGUUAGUGAGCAUGAAGAUACAGAGGAAAAGAAUCAUUCUCGUUCAAGUAGUGUGGCAUCCAAUAAAAUAGAAUGGGAUAAUGGAGCAGACAUAGGUUAUAAAAAUUCUUACCAGUUUUUAUCUGCAAGGAAAAGUGCUUCAUUUCCAAGUUUACUGACACAAAACGUGUCUGUGAAUAGCAGAGUACUUCCAAAAGAGGCUGCUGAAAAAUCCAUUUCUGAAAAUAUUCAAGAAUUAAGAAAAAUGUACCAUCAAUUAACGUUUUCUUCUGAAACUUCAAGUAGUGUGAACAAAGGAUAUACUGCAUCAUCAGAGUCAAAAGGACAAAGUUCUUCUUCUCCUCAGGAGAAUAAAAAUAUGAAAAUUAGUACAAAAUCUAGCUCCAGCAGUGAUUCAUAUUUACAUAGGAAAAUUGGACAUCCUGUUGCAUAUUCAACUCCUCAUGAAGAAUCUACCUCAAAAGAAUCUAUACCAGGAAGUUCAAAAGAUGUUAAAAGCUCGGAGAAACAUUUUUCCGAAAGCUCAAGAGAAUCUACAUCUAAAAGUUCUACUAAACCAGGUGUUUACAGUGUCACACCAAUGCUAACAUUAUCUGCGAAACCUAAGAGAAAUUUAAAUAAUGAUGAGCUCUUUAUUCCAACAGAAAAAGAGAGCAUUGUGGAUCAUAAUGUGAUUUCUUCUGCAGAACAGGUAAAGGAAUCAAAUUUGAAUGUUAUUAAACCAGAGACUGCGAAGAAUUCUAAUCAUUAUCGAAAAAAAAUUAAUCUUUGUCUUACGAAGCCUAUUUCGGUUGAAUGCAUAUCCCUUGAAAAUAAAAAUAACGUUCACAAAGAUGUUCAGACCAGUUUUUCAUCUGAUAAAUCGUCAAAGUGUAUUCAAACUGAAGAAGCAGAUUUCAAAAGUGGGGUAUUUGACAGUAAAAUUAGAUGUUCCCCGCAAACUCAAAAUAUUGAAUAUAUAAGAUUUGGUGAAGAGACUUUCAAAGGGGCAAGCAGUAAAUUGUACCCUACACGAGAUUCUGCAAGAAAUCCUUAUAUAAGCAGUGAAGAAAAAAAUUGUAGAGCAACUCAGACUGAAAAUGUCUGUUCAAAAAACAGAAAAACCAAACGUGUUCCAAAAGAAGCAAUUGAUGAGAAAAUGACAGAGUUCACACAAGUAAAGAGAGUACCUUAUGAGAAAAUGUAUAAUGUUAGUUCAGAAACAAGUAGUGUGAAUACAAUGUCACAAGAGAAAGAAUCAUCUAAUGAAAACCUCGAGUCUAAAGAAGGUUGUUAUAAAAGUGCUGAUAAUACAAACGAGUUUCAAGCAGAAGAAAUGCUCCUAGCAGAAAUGAUAUCAUUAAAUUAUUCUAAGAAUUUGAAUACUGACAUAAAAAGAAGUAUCAAUAUUCUUCAAAAGUUGCUGAAAUCGAGAAAAUAUGAUAAUUCUACUAAAAAAUAUUACAUAAAGAAAAUUGUGCAGAAAAUAGUUGAAUCAAAAUACUCAGACGACAGUACCAGUUCUGAUCUAUUUAUGCCGAAAAAAAAAACUGUAGAGCCAAGGCCUGUAAAGGAAACAAAGUCAGAAACGGAAAAACCUAAAAGUUCAACGAACUUGAUGGACAAUUUACCUUGGUACCCCAUUUCGGAACCAAUAUAUUCAGUGCCAAAAAAUAACACUAAGAAAUCCGUAUCAAGUGGUGAUAAAAAAUUCACAGAUGAUAAUAAUUUGAAGCCUAGGAAAAGUGAGAAGAAAACUAUAGCUCCAAAUGUAACAAAUGAAAAUCAGAGGUUUAUUCCACCAGUUCAGAAAGAUAAAAUGAAAAUCCCUGAAGCAAAAGUUGAUCAAUUAAAAGUACCAUUGAUAUCACCUGAAGACAUACACAGAUCUAAUAAUUCAGCAACAACAACUGAGGAUUUGAAGAUCAACCAAAAAUAUCCGAGACCAGACAAAACUGCCAAACUUGCCUCAAAAUCUUCUAGUAAAUUGAUAUAUAAUCCUGUCCCUCAAAAAGAUUACAGACCUAUUUCUUCUGAAGGGAAAAUUGGCGAGACAAAUUGGAGAACAGCCAAAACUUUAUCGGAGAAAUUGUUAGAGAAUAGGGAUUUAAUUGACUUCAAGAACGGACAGGGGGAUUAUUUGUUGCAUGUGGUUAAAAAUGAACGUAAUCAUCAGCUGUCAUGGAUAAAUAAUGAGAUAGAACACUUGGUGAAACUUAAGGAGUUGUUGGAGAAAAAACCUGAGAAGACGAGACCUGAUUCUAAGCUCAAGGAUGUUAUUUCUUCCUUGUUGAAGAUGAAGGAGAAUGAUAUGAAAGGUUUGCCGAGAAAUUUCGAAGUUUUCAUUUGCAAGUGUAAGGCUCCGAAAGGAAAAUGCGACCGGCAUUGUCGGGGACCGAAAGAUAAUCGAAAGACGCAGAAGAAGACCGCCUGCCUGACCCCUGGCUACUACACCAUCGAAACCCAGUUGGAUCCCGAUGGAAACCUUCUGGAUCUGACGGUAUUUGAUGGGAGCGGCAGUAAAAAAUACAACUACAAGAGAGACGGCGUUGUGGACGACGUCUCGAUCAGCUCCAAGAAUCACAACACCGAAGUUAAGCUCAAGCCUAAAGCCGGGGAAUAUCCAGGUCGGAUCUUGUCUGAUGCAUGCAAGGAAUGUUGCGCGUGUGGAAGGAUGUUCGUACCGCCUUCGAACGAUUCAGAAAUGUCAAUUUGCGAGGUAUGCGCUGAAGAUUUGUCUGUGAGAGACGUAGCUAUGCCCAUGAGGAAUGGGUACAAAAUCUGUAAGGAUUGCGGUAAGAUGUUCAUACCCCCGAGAGAGAAUCCGAACAUUUGCAUAUGUCAAGAAUGCUACGACGAUAAACCUGUGUCCGAUCAAAGACCUGGACUACAAUCGGAAUUAUGCGAAGCCUGUGGUAGGUUGUUCGUUCGUAGAGAAGACGAUUCCGAACUUUGUCUUUGCAAGAGAUGCAAAAAAGAAUUGAUUCAAGUAGAAAGGUUAUCGUGCCAUCCAACACCGCCCUGCAACGUAUGUAGAGAUUGCGGAAGGAAAUUCCUAGCAUCUGUCCAAGAUCCUGAGCAAUGCGUCUGCAACGAAUGCUCGGAGUUCAAACGGCAAGAAGAGAAGAGGUGCUCUUGCCAGAAAGUCAAGUUCAGUAACCCCCUAGAGGCGGGGGUUUGUAAAUGCGUCACCAGGGAUUUCCCCAAUGCCGUGAACGAUUCUUGUUGCUCUGCCUGCGGGCGCGAAUCAAGUCAGUGCGUUUGUGGCCCGAAAUUCGUGCCUAAAAAGCCCAAAUUGAUUGGUAGCAAAGAUGGAGAAGAUUCGUAUGCCAGGAAGGGGUCUCCUUGCUCCCAUUGUAUCGGCGUGCAAGCUAAUGCGCCGGGCAAAAGUAAUUUGACCAAAUGUUCGAGUCCACGUGAUAGCUCCAAGGAUUGGGAGUCGAAAUAUUGCGGUUCAGAGUGUCCGAAAUCGAGACAUUCGAUUACAUUCGACGACGAGUGCUCGAAGUAUUGUCCUGGGGAAAUAAGAAAAAUAAGCCAGCUAUCCUUGUCAUGUCCUGGUAGCACCCAAUCUUCCACGGAAUCCCUCCAAUCCAUACCAAACAGGGCGCAGUAUCAAUCUCCAUCGCAGCAAUCAGCAAAGAAAGAGAAACAGUCUCGGAAAAAAGCACCUCCUUCUUCUUCCAGAAUUGCCAAUCGCAGUAAACUUGAGACGGGAGAACAGCGGGCUUAUUCUUUGCAAGCGAAAAAAAGUUGCCAGUGCUGCACUUGUAACAAUUGCAGUGUCCAAACGAAGAGACCUGGAGAUAAGAACGCACGGUGCCAAUGUUGUGUUUGCGAAAAUUGCGGUAUACAAGUUUCUCUGGACGAAAACGGCAGACCUAGAAAGAUUAUCAGGUCCAAAUGGUGCCUCAAACAUACUGAUACAAAAACGAAUAAAAAAAAUUCGAACAGUAAAUCGAAUCGAACCUAUGUAGAGUGCGAAAAGAAAAAGAGACGCAAAAAAGAUGAACUCGAUUGUACGGAUGAAUCAUUACAGAGCAUAUCGUCAGGAAAUAUCAUUUGCAUCACGCCGACGAAGUAUAAGAAUAUGAAUAGACAAAAAUCAGAUUCGACGUGUCAAUGUACAGCACCCAGGAUUCGACAAAAUCUGUACUUUUCAGGAAGGUGCGAACUCGAGCAACACAAGUCCCUUCAAAUUUGCCCUUCGGUAUUGAAAGCGAUAUGCAAAUCGGUCAACACGUCUGCUCAUCAAGAACGAAUCUGUUCGCCCAAUUGCCAACAAGCCACUCCAGGUACGUCCGAUUCGUUCAUGCGCAUUCGGAUUCCACAAGGAGUUCAGUGCUCGGACAUAGAGAUCGAUUACGAAGCAAAGCCGUCCUCCAAGUCGUUCUAUCCUCAGAUUUGUUUCUUUUCGCCUACUCCUCCACCGCCUUGUCCUCCCUGCAGACAACCUUGUCAACCUCCUCCGUGUCCCCCACCCUGUAUACCUCCACCGUGUCCACCGCCUUGCAGUCCUCCAUAUCCUCCAGCUCCAUGUCCUUCGACUUGCAGACCCCCGAGUCAACCGUGCCCCCCUCCUUGUUCACCCCCUCCUCCAUGCAGACCUUGUCCAUCUUUCUAUUCACCGCCACCGUGUAGACCGCCCCCUUGCCCGCCUCCGCCAUGCAGACCGUGUCCUUCCUUUUAUUCACCACCCCCUUGCGCACCUCCACCAUGCAGACCUUGUCCACCCCCACCUUGCAGGCCUUGCCCACCUCCUUGUACACCGCCACCUUGCAGACCUUGUCCACCACCUUGCUCACCGCCACCUUGCAGACCUUGUCCACCACCCUGCUCACCGCCACCAUGCAGACCUUGUCAACCCCCACCCUGCAGGCCCUGCCCACCUCCUUGUGCACCGCCACCCUGUAGACCUUGUCCGCCACCUUGUUCACCGCCACCCUGUAGACCUUGUCCGCCACCUUGUUCACCGCCACCCUGCAGACCUUGUCCACCUCCCUGUCCACCACCACCCUGCAAUCCUUGUCCACCUCCUUGUUCACCACCACCUUGCAGAUCUUGUCCAUCGCAAUGCCGACCAUGUCCUCCUCCAUGCAGACCUUGUCCACCCCCUUGUUCACCACCACCUUGCCAGCCGUGUCCAUCACAAUGCCAACUACCGUGCCGACCUUGUACACCCCCUUGUCCACCCCCAUGUCCUCCCCCGAAGAGAUGCUGUAGUCCAUGUCCUUCUCCUUGUCCUCCGCCGCGUUGCAGGUCCUGCGGCCCUUGUCCACCCCAGCCAUGUAGGCGUAAAAGUUGCAAACCUCCGUCUUGCAAGAUCUUCCCACCGUGCACGAGGAAUCGCCCGCCUAGGCGCUCCUGCAAGCCUUUUCCCCUGCUGCCCCGGUGUAAGACCUCUUGCAGGACGGUGUGUUGCGCCCCCGUCCCCUGUUGCCCGUCGGAGUGCACUCCGCCGCCAUCUUGUCGUCCUUCCGGGUGCGGCAUUUCGGACUGCCCUUUUCAGAGUGAGAAGCCUCCAUCCGCACCUCCGGGUUGUCGGUGCAAAACUCCCCCACCAGAGGCAAAAGAGACCCUGUCUGUUCUACUACACGUUCCCUGUAAACUGUGCGGAAUCCCACCUUGUGCUGCUAUAUCUUCAAUGAGUUGCCCCAUAUGCAGCAAGUGCAAGCGUAAAUCUCCCGUAGACGAUUCCGACUCCCUCAAACCCAAGAAGUCCCGUUCGGACUCGGAUCACCCCAAACGAAACAGUCAAAACAGGCCCAAGACCAAAUCGAACAGCCCCAACCCCAAUUCUAACUCUCGCGAAACGUCCAAGUCGAUCUGCGAACCCUGCGACGAUGACAACUCCUCAACCGCGCCCGACGACGUUUCCGCAGAGUCUUCCCCUUCCUCCUCUUCCCUCCCUUCACGUUCUGUUCCCCCAGAUGAAUCGAGAUCCUGCGAAUCUCUGGAUUACCCCUGCAAGCCGCUGAAACCGAAGACGGCGAGGGUGAGGGAUAACUCCUCGGAGGCGUCGUUGACCUGUCCCUCGAAGAAGGCUGUUUGUCCGGCGAAACCGCCGCCUUGUCCGGGCGCGGGCGACAAACCCUGCCCCUCUUUCCCACCCAGACCUUGUCCGAAUAGGAGGGGGAGAGAUCGCGAGGAAGAUUACAAAAUGAGGUCCUCCAAGUCGGAAAGGAGGGAGAGUCAGGACUCUGGUAGACGGCGAUCCAGGGAGGAACGUAAGAGUAUCCAGGAGAACGACUCGAUACUGCUGCCACUUUCAAUACAGUCCCGAUCGCCUCUCCAAGAACUCCAGGACGCCAAGAGAGAGUACAAGAGAUCUGAGGGUUCCAGCAGGGACUUACAAACCCAAGACGAGGUACCCUCGAUGCCUUCCACCUCUCCUCCCAAAUCCGCCCAGCCCUUCCCCGGGAACAACAAACCAAACGUCCAAGUGUACUCUUGUACAACCGAAAACCAAGCUUAUCCGAAUCAAGACCAAGAAUACUCGGAGCAGAAGAAGUGCACUUGUGGUCCGGGCACGUGCAAAUGCUGCCAAACCGCCACGCACGAAGAGAAGGUCAUCCAGUGUCCGGCUUUCAGGCAGUGCACCUGUCAAACUGAACCGAAGGAAGACGCAAAUAUCCAGUGCAACUGCAAAGAGCACGCGGGCGUGUCUUGUAACUGCGACGAAGUCUACCAGGACAAAGAUAAUGCCUGCAAGUGCAAAACAUCCAGUUCGAGUUCUUCCUCGAACUCGGGCUCUGAUAGUCACAUGUCUUGCAUUUGCUGUAAGAAGGAGAAAAUCCUGAAAAAUCUCAUCAGCAAAAUACCCUUAUGCGGACCGUGCCAAGAGGUGCAUAGAACGAAUUUCUAUCCGCACAAUUAUUGCGAUCCGAACCACUCGUGCAUAUGCUAUAACCUGGUGAAUCGAGACUUGCUUUGCCAGUUCAAGCAGACCCUGACCGAGCUCGAACGCUUGGAUAUCUAUCAGCAGUAUUGCGAGGUGUUGAAAAACUGCAAGUGCUGCAAGAAAUGCGGAUGUAAGUGUAAGUUACCCACGAAGUUCAAAAACGGAUGCGCGUACUUUUUGAAACUGGAAGACGCCUGUCCCAACAAGCAUUGCGAAGAGGAGGAGUGCGAUUCGGAUUUUUUCAAUUGCGAAGAAGAGGAAGAGGAAGAUCGAGAAAAUUACCUUCCAGAGGUCACCGUCAAGGUCCCCAACCCUAGAUGUUCUUGUGGUAGAAAGAAGAAGAAUGGACACGAAGCCAAGAAAUACACGAGUUGUCCUUCAAUACAGAAUUAUUUAUGUACAUUGAAGCCUGAUUUCAUAGCGCGUGCUGAACGUAGGAGGCGAAUUUUAAGGGAUGCAACAACGCAAAGGGAGGAAAACUCUGAAAAGAGGAAGUUGAAUUUUAUCGAAAAAGUUAAUUAUUUGAAUCAAAGGAAAAGAAACGAUAAAGUGUCUAGUGAAAGUAACAUUUAUAAACAGAACGGGUACCAGACUAACACAUAUUGUGUUUUUGAUAUUGAAUUGAACGAUUCGCCAAAGAGAGUUCAACCGAGGGUGUUCAAGAGUUUUAGGGAAAUGAAGGAUUUAACUAGACGGCGAUAUCUUCAUCUGACUGAGGUUAAAAGUAAAAAGAAGUUAAACAGAGAAAAAAGACUUAGAGAAGCCAAUAGGCUGCUCGCAAAUACUUUCACAAGGAGAUUACAGAGGAGUACUCUCAGAGGAAAUGUGGAUAUUCCUCUGAAUGUGAAAGUAGUAGCAUAUUGACUAUAAUUUUUGGAUAUUUAUACAAUAUAUGAUUUUGAAUUGUAAUUUAACAAAAGUUCGAAAAAUAAAACAACUCGUAUUGUAA